Molecule: messenger RNA, 911 nt
Organism: Meloidogyne enterolobii
Lineage: Eukaryota; Metazoa; Nematoda; Chromadorea; Rhabditida; Meloidogynidae
Source: the annotation of a GenBank genome assembly
UUUUGCUUUUUAAUUCAUAUAAAUCAUUUUGUAUAUUAAUCUUCACAGCUUGUACCAACCCCAAUAUCGCUCUAAAUAUCACCCAAACAAUAAUAUAUACAAAAUGACAAUCCCCUUAUUUGUCGGGGAAGACAAUUUGGUGAUGGUGGUCAAUUGAAAUGGAUUGGAAGGGAAAAUGGAAAAAUUGUGAAGGAUGUGCGGGUGCUGGGUGGUGGUGGGGGGAAGGGGGUUUUGAGUUGUCUGGGUCAGUGGGCUAAAAAGUGUAUUUAUAUUUAUUGGUAGGCGCUUCGCUCUUUUAAAUGAGAAAAGAAUUAUUGGUUAGAUUUGAAGGGCAAAAAUUUAAAAAAAAAAGAAAAUUUUUUUUUGGUGUCAAGAGAUUUUGGAAAAUUAUUUAUGGACUAUUUUAGAUUUAAGCAAAAAUUAAAUUAAAAAAUAAUUAAGGAAAUUUAGAUAAAGAAAAUUUUAAAUUAUAAGGAAAUUAGAAAAUAAGGAUAAAAAAUAAAUUAUUAACAAGGAAUCAACAAGGAAUUAAAAGUCUUACAAAUGCCAACAAAAAUAAAUGUCCUUUUAAAAUUUUCAAAGAAAUUAAAAAUGAGAAAAUCCGGCGCAAUAAAGAAGGGAUGAGUGGACGGGGAGGGAGAUGUGGGAAGGCGAUGACGACGAAUUGUGUUUGGAUUGGUAAAAAAAGGGGGCAAAGCACGGGUGGUGGACGUCAGUGCCUGUCUCCGGUGCUCUGCGCCGCCGUUACAACAGCCCAACCAUCAUCAUCACAUCUCCACGACCGCGAAAGGGCAGCAGAAAAAGCAAUGAGGUCUUCUUCUAAAAUACUUCCCAACCCCGUCUUCAUCGUCCUCACACCGUUGUCGAUUCUUUUUAGCCCAUCGGUUCGUGUCGGUGUCGGCCACGAAUAA